Messenger RNA from Labrus mixtus (cuckoo wrasse), 3355 nucleotides. Its product is annotated as putative monooxygenase p33MONOX. The transcript has 9 exons. The record is from RefSeq and is a predicted model, not a curated record. Gene Ontology annotation, cellular component: cytoplasm. NCBI's taxonomy places the organism in Eukaryota, Metazoa, Chordata, Actinopteri, Labriformes, Labridae. The coding region runs from base 290 to 1243 and encodes 317 amino acids.
UCGUACCAUGAUAUCCGUUGAGGAAGCGCUUUUGAUUCAUCGGGCACAAUAAUGGCCGCUAUCCAACACCGCUGUUGUUUUCUCAGCGGUCGAGUCUCCUUUGGAGGGUCAUCGAAGCUCACGUCGUCCUGAAGUCUCCAUUUCAUCUGUCGCUCCCCGGGUCUCUGACAGCCUAAAUGUGACGUUUGCCACCCGCUCCUUCACCAGCCAAUCAGCGCCUCAGCAACGCAGCAGGAAGGUCGUCUCCUGGUUCAUCGUGGUCAUCGUGUCCAUCGUCCUGACUGAAGUCAUGUCUGGUCCAGGAGACUUACCGGCCAUCGAGGGUCCCGGGAUGGGCGGGAUGAAGCUUCCCAUCGGGAUGACCCGUCGAGCCCUCAGCUACGACGAUAACCUGGAGGCCCCCAUGUCCACGCCGCCGCACGACAUCAGCAUCAACAACCUGUGGAGACGACCCGUCAUACCAGACAGGAGGUUCACACGGCUGGCUGAGGAGGACGAGAGCGGUGCUGUGAGUCAGCUGACAGUUUCAGAGAGCGCCAUCUCCAGGUCGCCGACUGUAGUGAAAGCCAAGGCGUCCUCCAUCAUCAUGAGUUCUUUCAUCACCAAGCAGACACAGGAUAGCAUGUACAAGUUUGAGCAGAGGGCGGGGCUUACUGACGCCAGCUACACACCCCAUAAAGGCCUCACCGCCGAGGAGACGAGACACCACCACCGCAUCCCUGAAUCCCUCCAGAAACUGCAGAUCCAGAGCAUGGAGGCCAAAGAAGAGCGACAGAGCUCGUCCUGCCAGUCCACUCCCUCCAACACACCACAAACGUCCCCGAGACAACUCCGCAGGAGUUGGUUCAGCAGCACGGGAUCAGAGAUCAGCAUGAGCUCCUCCAACAGCAGCAUAGACAUGGGAGGAGGAGGGGGAGGAGGAGGGGGAGACGCGGCAGGAGGCGCGGUCGAACGCUGGACCAUGUUUGGUCCGCGGCCACACGUACAUAAAUCCACCUCGGACCUGGGAGCAGAGUCUACAACUGCAGCAGGCUUUGCAGUGCAGGCGUACAGAGGUGCCCAGAAGCCGACCCCCAUGGAGGUAAUGAAGGCGCAGAACACACGGCUGGGUGACGCACCCGUGGCGCAGGCGGUGGCCCCCCCCAAAAUGGAGAUUCCCUCAGUGGAGAGCCGGCGGCAGGGAUCGCGGCCGCACAAGCUCAAACCCAGAGACAUGAACAUCCUGACGCCCUCUGGCUUCUAGGAGGACACAUUGCACCCCGUGGAGCGGACCCCCAAAGGUCCCAUGAGAUGAAAACUCACAAACUGUUACACGAGCCGUCUUCAUGUUAGCAUCCCUCACCGGUUAGCAUCUAGCAUCCCGGAUCACAUUUCACUUCAAGGUUCCUCUUCAGUAUGAAUCUGACUUUGAGACUGUACGGGUCUGAUGAAGGCUGACACAGACACGACCGAGCUAAUCCCAACAUCUGGGAAUAACAAAACAUGUGGCCAAGAAGACGGCAGAAGACGGCCAUGUUGAAGAAACUCACAGGAUGAUCCCUGCAUCACCUCGUCCAAGGUGCUGCACCGAUGACCCCUCAUUGCACUUAGAAGACCUAGCUACACUCAAAGUUAAGGUUUAAAAAAUCACUUUGAAGGAAAGCAGCUGUUCACCGGGCACGCCAUUCUGCCGUCUUCUCGUGUCAAAUAUUUCAUGGGACCUUUGAAAGCAGCAACAUCCAGAUUUCCACUCAACACUGAAACCCUCGAUCUUCACCCUCCAAUCAUUCCAGGGUUAGAAGAAUUAAGACGUCACCGUCUGCUGUAGCUGCUUUUAGGCGUUUAGAGUGUCUCUCUCUCUCUCUCUCUCGCCCGCCCACUUUAAGGGGAACAUGAUGCUGAUUCUGGUUUUGAAAUGACCCCCCUGUAGAUGCACUUUAUACCCUCUCCCCUCCACCCAAACGAGCUCUACAUUUACUUUUGACUCGUCUCCUUUGAUUGGACAUUUCACUCAGCAGGAUGGAAACAAUCGGCCUCUCAGAAUCUGAAACUCGGUUAAUUUAUAACAAGCUAACCGAACAAAAAAGAAAAGGUUAAAAAUUGUCUCAGGAAAUGGUUUCACUCGAGCUCCCGCUCUCUGAAAUGUUCCAAUUAUUGUUUUUUUUAUGUUUUAAUGUAUAAAUAGAGAUGUGUUUUUAUUUUUUUUUACUUCUGAUGUAACAACAGUUUUGGUUCUUUUGGGAUCAGAAGAAACGUGACCCGUUCUCAAGUGUGUGGAAAAAAACCAAACUGACAUGUUAACUGCUCUCACACUGACUCUGGAGAGUUUGAGGGUUUUCAGAUUAGUGGACUCAGCAGAGGGCUUAAAGCUCUGAUGAAGGAUCCUGUGAGAAGUAUACCACAUGAUUCAAAACGAUACAGUAAGGCUCUUCAGUCACAUAUUUUACCCAAGACUGCUGAAAGCAAAUGUGGCAGAGCAUUGUCUGAAAAUGCACAAAUGCUCUGGCAACAUUUGGUGAUUAAAACAAACGAAUCACCCGAUACUGGAUGCCUAGGACUUCUGUUUUUGUUGCUGUGGUAUCAAAACAGAGAUUUAUUUCAUGUGAUUCGUACUAGAAUCUAAUCAGGUUCAGGAAUCUGGUGUCAUGUGGUCGAUGAGUGAAGACACAGCUGGUGUGCACGCUCGCUUCAUCCUGCACAAACCAUCAACUUCAAAAAAUCAUCAACAAUCUGAUUUUGACUCUGAAAUGAAAACGUGCAUUCAAGUGGAAAAAUGUUUUAAAAUGAUUGAUGAAGAACAUGCAUCAUGUUGGAAUCAGUUCUUUAAAUUUAUCAAUUUUCAUGCUAAGUUUCUGCAAGAUGACGCGUGCGUGCACCAUCGUACAGCGUGAUGAAAUGUAGCAUAUCGCUGGUCGUUGUUUUUUUUUUUACGGGCGCCUAAAGAAGACACACAUCUAUACUUUUUUAUUUUGAGUCUUCUUGGUUAUUCUCUCGAGAUCUUAAAUUAUUUAUGUCGGGAGGAUGGCGCUGGUUUUCUCCAGAAAUGAACUUGUAACUAUUUGAAAAACAUCGUUGGAUGAAUAAAUCUAAACCUCGAGAGAUCGACCGAAGCAAACUCGUCAUCGCAGGAAAAUGGAGUCAAAAUAAAACCUAUGGAUGUGUGUCCUUCCAGGGCUUCCGUAGUUUUUGGUAAGGCUUCAACACUUCAGUUUUUCUGCAUCGAUUCCCACGCCGUUUUCAAAUCCAACUCGUUCACCAACCGUAACUCUGGUCGUGGUCGUGGUCACGUCUCUGUAGUACUCGUGUCGACACAGAAGAACAAAAAAAACUCUGCUGUGAGUCUUAAAUAUUCAAAUGAACAUGACUGUUUCUGUUU